UCCUUGUUGGUAGGUAAUACGCCAUUGGAUUCUACGACGUGGCUCAGCGUUUAUCAGGGCCUUCACGAAUCACGCCUACCCCAAAACAAUUCUUCCUUCCUCUCGCUCUCUCUGCAUCAUCAUGGUUCCGGCAGUUUUCUCAGGAAAAUGGCUUGGAGAAUCUGCCGGAAAACUCAUGUCAGUUGUUAGCGUUGUUGUUUUCCUUGUACUUGAUUUUCUUGACACUCUUUUUUGCAUAUUGUAUGGGAUUCUUGAUGAGUACUUUGAAGGAGACGCCUCCCCGUGCUAUUGUGGAAAGAGGAGGAGAGAGCUUAUUCAUGAUGGAGAAGGUAAACUAGAAGGUGAAAUGUCAGAGACUCUGUAUGCAAGGAAAAAUGUUUUCAGGGAAAUGGGGUUUCUUGGAUUCCCAAGAAAACGCAAAGAUUCCAAGAAAAGAGGUGGUGGAGUGGAGGUAAAUAGGUGGUCUGAGUGUGGGUGUGAAUCUUGUGUUUCUUGGAUGAAAAAGGGUGAUCAGAAACUUCAUGUUAUAGUGAGGGAGCCUUCAAAAGUUUUAUGUUUAACAGCAAUGAUUGAAGAUUGUAGGGGAAAGCCUGCUGAGAACGUGAUAUUCUUGCAUGGGUUCCUUUCUUCCUCCUCAUUUUGGACAGAAACAGUGUUUCCAAAUCUUUCUGACCACAAUUAUAGGUUGUUUGCUGUUGACCUCUUGGGAUUUGGAAGAAGCCCAAAGCCAAGGGACUGUUCAUACACUUUGAAUAAUCAUGUCCAAAUGAUUGAAAAGUCUGUGAGUCGUCCAUUUCAGUUGGAUUCUUUUCAUUUAGUUGCACACUCCAUGGGUUGUAUAAUUGCUCUAGCCUUAGCUGCCAAGUACUCAAACUCUGUCAAAUCAAUCACCCUCGUAGCACCUCCUUACUUUGGUCCUUCUAAAGAUGGAGAAAGUUUAAUGGUGCUUAAUAAAGUUGCUGGGAGGAGAUUGUGGCCGCCAUUAUCGUUUGGUUCAUCAUUUAUGUCAUGGUAUGAGCACUUGGGUCGAUGUGUAUGUUUUCUUUUUUGCCGAAACCACAGGACAUGGGAGAAAAUGCUGAGGCUGCUUACUUGGAAAAGGGAUCUCCACUUCACGAUUAUGGAUUUGAGUAGACACACCCAUCAUUCAGCUUGGCAUACGAUGCAUAAUGUGAUAUGUGGUGGAGCGAAAGUAGUGGAUGGGUGUCUCACAGUUUUGGCGGAGGCCGGAGUGAAAAUGUGUGUUGUUCAUGGUGAUGGGGACCAGGUUGUCCCAUUGGAGUGCUCCAAGAACAUCAAGAUGAAAGCUCCAGAGGCAGAGGUUAAUGUCAUCAAAAAUGGUGACCAUGGCAGUGUCAUCCAUGGUAGAGAGAAGGAAUUCGCUGGAUCUCUAGAGCGUACAUGGGCGUCUAUCUCUCGCUGAUAAUAUUCCUACCAGUCUGGAAUGUUGUUCAGAAAAUACAUGAAAAGCAUUUUUGUUGGAAAGAAGAUGACAUGAAUUAGUACAACAAAUCAGAAGUUGAAUUCUGUAGCUUCUUUUUGUGGGUCUCAACGGAUUAAUUGUGAUACUUUUGUUUGCGGGAGUGGCUCCCAUUGCAUGCAGUGACUUCAUUUCUGAGGUUUA
This is a messenger RNA of Corylus avellana, 1624 nucleotides long. RefSeq names its product alpha/beta-Hydrolases superfamily protein. NCBI's taxonomy places the organism in Eukaryota, Viridiplantae, Streptophyta, Magnoliopsida, Fagales, Betulaceae. The record is from RefSeq and is a predicted model, not a curated record.